This is a messenger RNA of Miscanthus lutarioriparius, 489 nucleotides long. NCBI's taxonomy places the organism in Eukaryota, Viridiplantae, Streptophyta, Magnoliopsida, Poales, Poaceae. The record is from the annotation of a GenBank genome assembly.
AUGGAGCCGUCGUUGGCCGGGGACCCCGAACGACGACAACGGAAGCCGCCAAAGCCGAAGAGCCUACUGGCAGUUUCAGCCGGGAUCAAGAACAAGGCGGUUGUGGACAAGCUCGUGUCCAAGUUCCCCGCGGCCGACUUCACCGUCAUGCUGUUCCACUACGACGGCGCGGUGGAGCAGUGGGGCGACCUGGAGUGGUCGGACCGGGCCGUGCACGUGGCGGCGCGGGGGCAGACCAAGUGGUGGUUCGCCAAGCGGUUCCUGCACCCGGACGUGGUGGCGGAGAACGACUACGUCUUUGUGUGGGACGAGGACAUCGAGGUCGACGCCUUCGACCCCAUCAGGUACCUCGACGUCGUGCGGAGGGAGGGCCUCGAGGUGUCGCAGCCGGUGCUCAACCGCCGCUCCGAGAUCCACCACGCCAUCACGGCGCGCGCGGUUGCUGACGGCAGACAGCGUGCACUGGAGCGUGCGGAACGCCCGCUGUGA